ACGUCAGACACAGCAUCCUGAGACAACUCACUCAGAAACAAAUCAUAAUGUCUUAUCCAAUCAGUUCUCAGCCUCAAUUUGUCACGGGGGUGUACACUAGCAGCUCCAGCCAAUGGAAUUCUGAAGUCAUGGACUGCUGUGAAGAUGUGGGCAUCUGUCUCUGUGGAGCAUUUGUCCCUUGUUUCUUGGCAUGUAAAGUGGCCACUGACUAUGGGGAGUGUUGCUGUUUACCAUGUAUAGGAGGAGCUAUCCUUGCCAUGCGAACAGGAAUCAGAGAACGCUACCGUAUCCCGGGCACUAUUUGUAACGAUUGUGUGUGCCUCACAUUCUGUGGCCCCUGCACGCUCUGCCAGAUGGCUCGUGAGCUGAAAGUGCGGAAAUGAAAAGGAAUGAACACAUGUGGGAUCUGCGUUUAAUUGGGGGUCAGAAAAUAAUUUGUAUAGGUCUUUAUAAAUAUGUAUUGUUAUACAUUUUCUAUAUUGAUUGCAAUCUGUUGUACAGAGUAUGCUCCAUCUUUAUUAUAAAGGAAGCUAAUAUUCAAGGAUAACAUAACUAUGAUCUGUUACACUUGUUACUGAGUGUCAUUGUCUUUGGGUAGCUUGUCCUUUUAGGCUAUUUCUGAUGAUGUCAUUAGUGCAUUUCAAAUAAUUUUGUCAUGGCUACUAUGACAUACAUAAUGAAGCAUCAUAUCCUGUAAUAUGACAUUACUUUUACAUUUUUAUGCCAUAGCAUUUCUCUGUAAUAUUGUAUUCCAUAGUAUUUUAUAUUUGCUUGUGUUUAAAUAUUAUAUUUUAUUCUGAAACAAAAAAAUCUAAAUAAAAUUUUGUAUCUA
Bombina bombina (fire-bellied toad) is the source of this 832-nucleotide messenger RNA. RefSeq names its product cornifelin homolog A-like. The record is from RefSeq and is a predicted model, not a curated record. Gene Ontology annotation, cellular component: cornified envelope. The transcript has 4 exons. NCBI's taxonomy places the organism in Eukaryota, Metazoa, Chordata, Amphibia, Anura, Bombinatoridae. The coding region runs from base 48 to 383 and encodes 111 amino acids.